This is a messenger RNA of Coffea eugenioides, 3519 nucleotides long. Its product is annotated as phospholipase SGR2. Gene Ontology annotation, cellular component: cytoplasm. Gene Ontology annotation, molecular function: metal ion binding; glycerophospholipase activity. The transcript has 22 exons. The coding region runs from base 266 to 2998 and encodes 910 amino acids. The record is from RefSeq and is a predicted model, not a curated record. NCBI's taxonomy places the organism in Eukaryota, Viridiplantae, Streptophyta, Magnoliopsida, Gentianales, Rubiaceae.
CUCUCUGUCUCUUAACAAGUCUUAACUUCACAACCAAACUUGCAUUAACAAAAUUCUUUCCAUUUUAUAUUUCUUGGAGCCUUUUCUUUUUAAUUCAAUACACAUUUAUUUUUUUUUCCUGUUUAAUUGAAAAUCAGAACCUUAAAGAAACCCAUGUCUUAAGUUUUGUGUGAAGAUGCUACUUGAUGUGAUUGCAAGGAGGCUCUGUUGAAUUCAAAAUUCAAAAUUGUGAUUCGUGGAUUCUGUGUUAAAUUUUGAUUUGAUUAUGGGUUCUGAGAAGGGUCUGAGAGAGGCAAUGGCAUCGGUUUCGGGUUCAAGAAAUGAUAAUGCAGCUGAGGAAGCUUCUUCACCUGAUAUGUUGAAGAAUACGCCAUCCAAUAUAAGGAGGUUGGCUCAUGAGAUUGAGCAGUUUGAGGGCAGGCACAAGUAUCUUGCUCAGACAACUAGUCCAUCAGAUGGGGGUGAUGUUCGUUGGUACUUUUGCAAGACUCAUUUGGCUGAAAAUGAGCUAGCUGCAUCAGUCCCUCGCUCAGAGAUAGUUGGAAAGGGUGACUAUUUUCGAUUUGGUAUGAGGGAUUCUCUUGCAAUAGAGGCAGCUUUCUUGCAGAGAGAGGAAGAAUUGCUUUCUAUUUGGUGGAAAGAGUACGCAGAAUGCAGUGUAGGUCCAAGAGGGCAGCCUGGAAGCUAUUCUACACUGAGCCAACAGCUAAAAGAAUCUUCUUUAGAGACUGAAGAAGAGAGAGUUGGUGUUCCUGUAAAGGGUGGUUUGUAUGAGGUAGAUUUGGUAAAGAGGCACUGUUUUCCUGUCUACUGGAGUGGGGAAAACCACCGCGUGCUUAGAGGUCACUGGUUUGCUCGUAAAGGUGGUCUUGAUUGGCUUCCAUUACGCGAGGAUGUUGCCGAGCAAUUGGAGUUUGCCUAUCGUAGCAAGGUUUGGCAUCGAAGAACAUUUCAACCAUCAGGAUUGUUUGCAGCUCGAGUUGAUUUACAGGGUUCUAACCCAGGACUCCAUGCACUUUUCACUGGGGAAGACGAUUCAUGGGAAGCUUGGCUUAAUGCUGAUGCAUCUGGACUUUCAACUGUUAUUACUCUAGGAGCGAAUAGUAUUAAGUUGAGGCGUGGUUAUGUGCCAGCUCUGUCUUCAAAACCUACCCAGGAUGAAUUACGUCAGCAGAAGGAGGAGGAAAUGGAUGAUUAUUGUUCACAGGUUCCUGUUCGGCAUCUAGUAUUCAUGGUUCAUGGUAUCGGGCAAAGGUUGGAAAAGUCUAAUUUAGUUGAUGAUGUUAUAGAUUUUCGUGAAGUCACUGCAAGCCUUGCUGAACGACAUUUAAGUUCAUAUCAACUUGGCACUCAAAGAGUUCUCUUCAUCCCAUGUCAGUGGAGGAAAGGUCUGAAGCUUAGUAGUGAACAUGCUGUAGAUAGAAUUACCUUAGAUGGGGUGAGGAAGCUUCGCGUGAUGCUGAGCGCAACAGUCCAUGAUGUCUUGUACUACAUGAGCCCCAUAUACUGCCAGGCUAUUAUUGACUCGGUAUCAAACCAAUUGAAUAGGUUAUAUUUGAAGUUUCUUAAGCGAAAUCCAGGAUAUGAUGGGAAGGUUUCAAUUUAUGGUCAUUCCCUGGGGAGUGUUCUGUCUUAUGACAUCCUUUGUCAUCAAGAGACAUUGGCCUCCCCAUUUCCGAUGGAGUGCAUGUACGAGGAUCAAAAUGCGAAUAAAUUGUAUGACCCUAAUACAAUUGGCUUAUCAUCUGACUGCACCUUAGCCUCGAAUGUUGAGGACAGGAGCAAUGUUAAUGAUGAAACUAAUCGCGAAGCAGGCAUCACAAAUAAAGGGGACCCAAGAUUGGAGCCAUGUUUCCUGGGUCCAGUAGAUAACCAGGAUAAAAACUCUUUGAAUCCGGUGAAUCCUGUUGCAUCGUCAGACUCAGACAUACUUACCCUGACAGGUGGAACUUGUGAACCAAUGAACAUUAAUGAUGGGGUUGUGGAAAGCCAUGAGGAAAACAUUGACGAGGAAGUACCUGAGAAUGACAAGGAUAAACAGAUUGAGCUUUUAAAGGAAGAGAUUGAUUUACUACAAGCCAAAAUCGAGGAACUAGAAUCUACCUGUGGUGCAGGGAAUGUGGAGAAGGCUAAAGCUAUGUCAAAACAACCCAUAUCUGAUGGACCUCCACUGGGGCCAAAUCAUGCAUCUAAGAGUUACACUCCCUAUAUAAAGUACACGAAAUUGGCAUUCAAGGUUGAUACAUUUUUCACCGUUGGUUCUCCUCUUGGUGUGUUUCUUUCGCUUCGCAAUGUUCGUAUCGGAAUUGGCAAAGGGAAAGAUUAUUGGGAAGAAGAUAACAUAAAUGAAGAGAUGCCGGCCUGUCGACAAAUGUUUAACAUCUUUCACCCUUUUGAUCCUGUUGCUUACAGAAUAGAACCACUCGUAUGUAAAGAAUAUGUAGAUAAACGCCCCGUGAUUAUCCCUUACCACAGGGGCGAAAAGCGGUUGUAUGUUAGAUUUCAGGAGUUUAGAGAAGGCUUGGCUUCACAUUCUCAGGCCCUGAUGGAUCAAAUGACCGCUGUUAGGGUUAAAGUGCUUACCAUCUGCGAAUCAAGAAACAAGGAUAACCUGGACGAGGGAUCAGAAAAUGUUUUAGCAAAAGAAGAGAGAUCAUAUGGAUCAAUUAUGAUGGAGAGAGUUACAGGAAGUGAGGAUGGGAGAAUAGAUCAUUCUUUGCAAGAUAAAACAUUCCGUCAUCCAUAUCUAUCGGCCCUUGGGUCCCAUACAAACUAUUGGAGAGAUCCUGAUACAGCUCUCUUUAUACUGAAACACUUGUAUCGAGAUAUACCAGAGGAGCCUCAGUCCACGCAUGCACCUCAAGAAGGAACCUCAGAGGAUGGGAGUGGUUUGAUAGGAUGGUCUGAGCAGAGAGAUGAAGAACUCCCUCUGACAUUCGCUGAUAAAGUUAGGAUAAAGGAUUUUUCUUCCUGGGUGAGGCGUAGUAGGAAGCGCUGAAUUGAUUUGGAUCUCUGGCUUGUGCUGUUGUCAAAAAGUGCACCAUCCUAAUCAGACUGGCUUGUGAGAACAAAUUCACAGCAACUUGGAGAAGGAAAGGUCAAUCCACUGUUUUGGUUCCAGAUUGUGGGCGAUCGUCUACCUAACUUGACCGGGCAGUUUAAGAAGCAUACUGUUCUGUCAUUGAUUGAUUGUCUUAUAAAGGAUAAUUUGGAGGAUGAGGAGCUGCUUUCUUUGUGUCUUCUCUUUUCGAGUUGCAUAGAAGUCAAAACUGUGCAGCCACCCUCUCUGAUCUUUAUGUAGAACGGAGACUUGUAGUGUUAACAAAGUUUAUACUUAGGACAUGCAAACGACUGGUAGCUUGUGCAUAUAUUAUUGUAAAUAUUGUAGGUUUGUGAAGUAAUUGGUGUUUCUUUGAGCUUUGAGCAGUCAAGCUGCAACUAUUGUAUUUAAAAUGAUGUGUAGCUAUGAGUUAUGGGGCUUGUUCUCGGUUGAUUAUUUGAACUGAUUAUAGAUUCUGA